Molecule: messenger RNA, 340 nt
Organism: Candidula unifasciata
Lineage: Eukaryota; Metazoa; Mollusca; Gastropoda; Stylommatophora; Geomitridae
Source: the annotation of a GenBank genome assembly
AUAUAGGAUAUUUGACGAGGACGUUAUGGGAGCUGAGGUUAGCACUAAUGAAUCGUCUCCGUACCAUAAUGGACCAACCUCUCCUGCAGCCAGUGGAGGCAGCAGACGUUUUCACCCUGGGGAUGUUCCCGAAAGCCCAGCAUCAUCUUCAGGAGCUUCUGCCCAACAGCGUCCAGCUGACACACCCAGAUCCACUGGCAAGCAUGUCCUCCAGGCAAACGGAUUAUCCGAAGCCAAGCCACCUGUGGACCAUACAAAGUCUCAAUCCGCGAAGUCGCAGUCUGCCAGUGGGGUCAGCCCAGGGAAAGCAAAUGAUGCGACAAGGAGUAGCAAGAAGUAG